CGCACUCGCGGCUCCCCGGCCUCGGGCCUCGGGCGGGCGCAGCCGGGGCGCCGCCACUUCCCCGGGCCCCGGGCGGCGGGGACCCCAGAAAAACAAGUUUGCGCAAAGUGGAGCGCGGGGCCCGGGCCCCGGCAGCCCCCGGCGGCGGCACAGCCCGCGCAGCCGCGGCCCAUGGAGCCCGCCGGCCCGGCCCCCGGCCGCCUCGGGCCGCUGCUCUGCCUGCUGCUCGCCGCGUCCUGCGCCUGGACAGGAGUGGCCGGGCAGGAUGCUGAGCUGCAGGUGAUCCAGCCUGACAAGCUCGUGUCGGUGGCUGCGGGAGAGACGGCCACUCUGCGCUGCUCUGUGACCUCCCUGCUUCCCGUGGGCCCUGUCAAGUGGUCCCGGGAGAGAUUGGGUAGCCGGGAGGAGAUCUACAACUUCGGAGGCAAAGGCCACUACCCCCGAGUGACCAAUGCUUCGGAUGCCACCAAGAGAGACAACAUGGACUUUUCCAUCCGCAUCCGUGACAUCAGCCCAGCUGACACGGGCACCUACUACUGUGUGAAGUUCCGGAAGGGGAGCACGGAAGAUGUGGCGUUCAAGUCUGGGUCAGGCACCCAGGUCACCGUGAGUGCCAAACCUUCUCGUCCCGAGGUCUUGGGUCCCAAGACGAGGGCCCUGCCCGGGCAGACAGUGACCUUCACCUGCAAGUCCCACGGCUUCUCCCCCAGAGACAUCACCCUGCGGUGGUUCAAAAACGGGAACGCGCUCUCGGCCACCCGGACCAACGUGGACCCCCAGGGGGACAGCACCUCCUACAGCGUCUCCAGCACAGCCAGGGUGCCGCUGACCUCGGGGGACGUGCGCUCCCAGGUCAUCUGUGAGGUCACCCACAUCACCCUGCCCAGGGGCACUUCUCUCCGUGGGAUGGCCAGCUUGGCUGAGACUAUUCGAGUUCCUCCCACGCUGGAGGUGUCCCAGUUCCCGGCGGUGGGCAACCAGGUGAACCUCACCUGCCAGGUGAAGAAGUUCUACCCCCAGAACCUGCAGCUGACCUGGCUGGAGAAUGGAAAUGUGUCCCGGACAGAAACGACCUCCCUCCUCCUACAGAACAAGGACGGGACCUUUAACCGGACCAGCUGGCUCCUGGUGAACUCCUCUGCCCACCGGGAGAACGUGCCGUUCACCUGCCAGGUGGAGCACGAUGGGCAGCCGGCGCUCACCAAAUCGCACACCCUGGAGGUGUCUGCGCCCCAGAAGGACCAGGGCUCAAGUGACUCCUCUGACCCGACUCCCAGCUGGUACGGCAUCUCCAUUGCGGUGGGCGUGGUGUGUGCCCUGCUGGUGGCCCUGCUCAUCGCUGCCCUCUACCUCCUCCGAGUCCGACAGAAGAAAGCCAAAGGCUCCACUUCUUCUACCCGGUUGCAUGAGCCUGAGAAGAAUGCCAGAGAAAUAACCCAGGUACAGUCCUUGAUCCAGGAAACCAACGACGCCAACAACGACAUCACCUACGCCGACCUGAACCUGCCCAAGGGGAAGAAGCCGGCCCCGCGGGCUGCCGAGCCCAACAACCACACAGAGUAUGCCAGCAUUCAGACGGGCCCCGCGUCCGGCCCCGAGGACACGCUCACCUACGCCGACCUGGACAUGGUCCACCUCAACCGGGGCACCAAGCAGCCCGCUCCCAAGCCUGAGCCGUCCUGCUCGGAGUACGCUAGCGUCCAGGUGCAGAGGAAGUGAAGGGUGGGGCGGUCCGCUCCCCGCAGGCGCUCUGUCCAGCGCGGGCAGCCGUGAUAAGGACUGCCCCCCGAGGGUCAGGGGGGCGCAGGCCCUGGGACCCAAAGGGUGAGGGUGGCUCUUGCCUGUCACCCACCCGGCAUUUCCAGGGCAGCCUCACCCCCCAGCAUUGCCAGACCAGCCGGAGGCCUGAGCUGGGAGGCAGCCGGAGCCCCGGGGAGGGGGGACCAAGUAGCCUCGCGCUGCUUCUCCCUCCACCUUGGAUCUUGGUCACGGUCUGAGGAAUCGGCCUCCCUGUGCGCCACAGUCUCAUCUACCAAGACCUGGAGGGCAGAAUUCCCAUCUGCUCCCCCGACCACCCCCACACAAAUGCACCUCUGGGGGGAGCAUUUUCCCUUUACGCCGAACUGCCCCGUCCGGGGAAAGCUGGAUACGAAGCCUAAGGGAUUUGCACCCCAAGAACUUGGUGACAGAAAUCGCUGCCAAUGUCCCCGGGCUGAGGAGCCACACGUCCCUGGGGGAGGAGCGAACCUCCAAGGCUCCUCCCCUCCUGCCCCGCCCCUCAUCCUCUCAGAGGCCCCCCUCAGACUCCUGGAGGACCCGUCAUCCCAACUGUGAUUCCGAGUGGCCCCAGCUCCUCUCUCGCCCCGAGCUUGCUUUCUCCAGCUCGCACUAACUCAGCAACCAUCCCGCUGUGGACGCCACCUGUAAAUUAUUGACAACCGUGACACGUGCAAUCUUGAAACUGAGUUGUUAGAAAAUUUGAUCUGUGAUGUUUCGUUUUCGUUUGUUUUUUGUUUCAUUUUUUCUUUCUUUCUUUUUCUUAAAACAACAGCAACGUUCUCUUGGCUCUUUGUCAUGUGUUGAAGUACCUGGUCGGGUCUUGUGCAGUCUAAGGUUUAACUGUUGGUUGCCGUGGAAGGAUUUUUUUCUUCCAGCAGAAACUGGACUCUUCCGGAUCCCCGAGGAGGGAGAGGAAGGUGCCAGGGGGUCCUUAGUGCUGAGCCCAGGACCGUCGGCCAAAUCCCCGCUAAGCCUCGUGGCUGCCCCCACUGCCUCCUGUGACCCCCAGUGCGGCUCUUCCCCGCGCCUGGCCCCUGUGCGCUCCCCGGGCUGCUGUUCCCGCACGUCUGCCGGCCUUCUCGUCCAGAGAAAGGGGGCCCCAGUGUCUUCCCAUCACCUCUCAGCACUGUGGGGCCAAACGGGGUUUGAAAGUGCUGCUCGUCUCUUCCCCACUUGGGACCCUUCGCCCCACUCCCGUCUUCAGUGACCUUCCCCCCGACUCCGAGCUCCCAGCUGGCCCCCUGCAGGAGACAUCUCCCGCUGCUCCUCUCAAACCCUUUUAGGAUCAAACUGGAAUCCGUCCUACAGAGUCAGAAGCACUGGGCAGCCGGGCAGCCCCUGCCGGUGCUCCUUCUGUCCCUCUGCCUCAGGAGGUUGGGCAUUGGCCGGACCCUCAGACCCCGCCACGCUUCCAGUUCCUAGUUGAGGGCUGUUCAGCCCCCCCAGGGCAAGCCCACAUGGCCUCGUUUAUUCAGUCUUCACGUGUCAUCGUCAGCUCGUAGGUUGAGGCACUAAUCUCUGACCCCUGAGUCUGGCAUAGGCGUCCAGGGCACCCCCAGCUUAGAACCAGAAACCCUCACAAUCUUCCCGACCAGCUCUGCAGGUGAACUUGGGAAGCUCAGCACGCGCACGCGCGCGCGCACACACACACACACACACACAUACACAUACACACAGGCACGCACAGACACAUACAACAUACACACACACACAUACACAUACAGGCAUACACACACAAAACACACACAGACACACAUAUACACUCACGCACGCACACACAUACAUACACAUAUACACAGGCACACACAGACACAUACAACAUACACACAGACACACACACAUACACAUACACACAGGCAUACGCAGAUACAAAACAGACACACCGACACAUAUACACUCGUGCACGCACACACACAUAUACACAGGCACACACAGACACACAUACAACAUAUACACAGACAUACACACAUACACACAGGCACACACAGAUACAACAUACAACAUACAGACACACAUACACAUACAGGCAUACACAGACAGAAAGCAGACACACAGACACACAUACACACUCGUGCAUGCACACACAUACACAGGCACACACAGACACACAUACAACAUAUACACAGACACACACACAUACACAUACACACAGGCACACACAGACACACAUACAACAUAUACACACACAUACACAUACACACAGACACAACAUACACAGACAGACACAUAAACACGCGCACACACACACACAGCACGUGGGAGGGCUGUGAUUUGGCGUUUGAUGUGAUGGCAUCCAGGAGUGAGUCAUGCCAACAGGCCAUAUGGGGAGCUCUGGCUCUCUGAGUCAGGCUUUCUCCGUGGCAUCUGGGAGCACAGGGGCCCGGACACCUGGCCUGGGCAAUGUCCAAAUUCCAGACGUGCACUGGCUUAUGGGCCUGUGUCUCCCCCUACCCAGGGGUGCGCUCAGCACCGCUUUCUCCUCCCGCACUUGCAGACCCGCUCCCGGGGGUGUUCUCUGGGCACCGCCUGGAUUUCCUUUGGUUUGGGAAGGGGAGUCAGCGGCCGGGGUCAAGGAAGUGGUGCCGCUUCCCUCCAGCCUGGCAGCCUGGCAGUGCCCAUUCCUUGUCUAUGGAACCCCAGGCAAAGGAAGAGGUCACGUCAGUAGUGCAGAAGAAGCGUGGUUUCGGGAGUUUAUUUUAAGACUGCUGGCAAGGAAACAGGCCCCCUUUUUUGUAUAUAGUUGCAACUUAAACUUUUUGGCUUGCAAAAUAUUUUUGUAAUAAAGAUUUCUGGGUAACAACGA
This is a messenger RNA of Sorex araneus (European shrew), 4582 nucleotides long. RefSeq names its product signal regulatory protein alpha (gene SIRPA). The transcript is spliced from 9 exons. The coding region runs from base 172 to 1719 and encodes 515 amino acids. Lineage: Eukaryota; Metazoa; Chordata; Mammalia; Eulipotyphla; Soricidae. Gene Ontology annotation, biological process: positive regulation of phagocytosis; positive regulation of T cell activation. Gene Ontology annotation, cellular component: plasma membrane. The record is from RefSeq and is a predicted model, not a curated record.